Colossoma macropomum (tambaqui) is the source of this 2425-nucleotide messenger RNA. RefSeq names its product ERI1 exoribonuclease family member 2 (gene eri2). Gene Ontology annotation, biological process: exonucleolytic trimming to generate mature 3'-end of 5.8S rRNA from tricistronic rRNA transcript (SSU-rRNA, 5.8S rRNA, LSU-rRNA). Lineage: Eukaryota; Metazoa; Chordata; Actinopteri; Characiformes; Serrasalmidae. The transcript has 9 exons. The coding region runs from base 199 to 2229 and encodes 676 amino acids. Gene Ontology annotation, molecular function: nucleic acid binding; 3'-5'-RNA exonuclease activity; zinc ion binding. The record is from RefSeq and is a predicted model, not a curated record.
GAAACCGGGCGUUUGAAAAUCAGCCGCGGAGUUUGGAUUAAAUUUAGUAAAAAUAGACAGUUUUUAAUAUUUAUCUCCUGUUUUUGUGCGCGGACUAGUUACAGAGCUCUUCCAGCGGAGGUUAGAGGUGAACUUUGCGAGGCAGAGUGGAGUUAUGGACUGUUUUAGUCUCGUUUUUGGGGUUUGAAUCUCUGAAACAUGUCAACAAAGAAACUGGCCAGAGAGCUUGGUCUGAUUAGAAAACGCAGCCAGUCCUCCAGCGGUCAGAAGAAGCAAACCGGUCCGAGACAGCUGUUCUCCUAUCUGAUCGUUAUUGAUUUUGAGUCGACCUGUUGGAGGGAGAAAAACAACUACGGACAAGAAAUCAUUGAGUUUCCGGCUGUGUUGUUGAACACGUCUACUGGAGAGAUCGAGUCUGAGUUCCACUCAUACGUUCAGCCUCAGGAACAUCCAGUUCUGUCUGAAUUCUGCACAGAACUCACCGGAAUCACACAGAAACAGGUGGAAGCGGGGCUUCCUCUGCGGAUCUGCUUGUCCAGGUUUGCCCGCUGGCUCCACACUCUGCAGCAGGAGAAAGGUGUGGUGUGUGUAACUGACAGCAAGAACACACCGGCCUCCGGACACCUGUGCACCUUCCUCACCUGGUCAGAUUGGGAUUUAGGAGUGUGCUUACUUUAUGAAUGUAAACGGAAACAGAUCACUAAGCCUGAAGUCCUGAACAGCUGGAUAGACCUUAGAGCCACUUACAGGGCGUUUUACAGCCGCAAACCUAAAGGUCUGAACGGAGCUCUGCAGGACCUGGGAAUACAGUUCAGCGGCAGAGAACACUCAGGUCUGGAUGAUGCUCGGAAUACGGCUCGUCUGGCCUGGCGGAUGAUGACGGACGGCUGCGUACUGAAAGUGACCAAAUCUCUGAGCAGGGCUCCGCUGAAGUCCAGGCCGCUGUUUGUCCACAGCGAGGCUCAGAGUAACUCACCCUCACCUGUAGAAGAGAACCAGCCGUCAUCAGACUCUGGAAACCAUUGCAACAGGAGCUCAGCUGGGAACCCAAACCCGCCCACCAGUGUUGGCGUCCAGAGUCUGGUGUCCAUGCGCACCGUCCUCUCCUCCCUCACCACUCCAGUGUGUGUCAACACACCCCAGCUGCACACCACACUGCAAAACACCACACACAGCUCAACCUCACAUCUGACCUUUGACCCUAAGACUGCUGAUUCUGAUUGGUCAGAGGGUGACAUAGUAACAGAGGCUGGAGAGUCUGGUUCCUAUGACGACGUGCUGUUGGAGGACGACGAGUGGGUUGGUGUUGAUAAAAACAACAAAACAGCUAACGUUCCAUUCAGCACAACACGACCACACCCAUUUAAACCACACCCACCUGAACGACACCACUCUAAGCCCCGCCCCUACACAUCUGCCUCUACCUCUGCUACUCUUCUUCCACUCACAGAUCCAUACAGAUCGCUCACUCGGCCGGGACGACACUCCACGACUACAACUCCCAGCAUGCCUUUCAGCAUCUACACAGACCAAUCAGAUCACACUUCUGCUUCAUCAGGGGGAGGCUCUUUCAAAAUUCCUCACCCAGUUCUUUUACAUGUAAACCAAUCAGCUCGGCCUUCCUGCUCCACCAACCAAUCAAAAGGAUCCUCUAGCUCAGUCAGUCAAUCAGCUCUCUCCUACAUCUCCGCCAACCAAUCACACUCUACCUGUUCAGUCAACCAAUCAGCUCUCACAUCCUCCUCCAACAACCAGUCAAAACGAUCAUCUGGCUCAGUCAACCAAUCGGUUCUCCCCUCAAUCUCCAUCAACCAAUCAGCAAUCUCCACCUGCUCCACCAGCCGGUCAAAGCUGUCCUCCCUCUCCUUCAACCAAUCAGCUCUCUCCUCUAUGUCCGUUAACCAAUCAGGUGUCUCCUCUUCCCCCUCUAGGCGUCUGUCUGACAGUGUAAACAGUGUAAACAGUACAGUAUCUAAGGUCACUAAGGUGACCUCUCCUCUGUGUGCUUGUGGGCGGAGAGCCAAGCGCCUCACGGUGUGUAACGGCGGCCCGAACCACGGACGGGCCUUCUUCACCUGCACGGUCAGGAGGAGUGGCAGCACAGGCCCCGCCCACAAAGGCGGGUGUGGCUUCUUUAAGUGGGAGUCGGCCGUGAUCAAAUCCUCUAUGAAACAGAACAACAGCAUCCGCUUCAGCGUCAAAACACCGGCUUCCAGAAACAUCCGCUGAAGUGCUACGACUCCCAGAUACCGUAAUCAAUUAAAAUAAAAUCAAUGAGCUUUUAUUAGGAUGAUCACCAGCGCAGAACUGGAGUAACAGCCUUUAUUCAUACACACUCUGAAACGAUCUGACCUGUCGCUUCUGAUGAUUUCUAUUGUGAUAUUAAAUUAGCAGGACUGUAAGGCGGCUGUGUGAAUGUGGGAUA